AUGCCUGAACGCACAGAACUCGAUAAAGUCACCAAGUCCCACCGGCUAGUGCGGAUUCCAGACAACAGAUGCGUCACCCUGGAUGACGUCAAACGUGUGGCUUUGAACAUGCUGGAGGAGCAAGAAAGAAUGUGCAUAGCUUCAUUUUCAGUGGCAGCAGGAAACCACCUUCUGAAUGAUUUCCUCAUGGCUCUGCUGAAUUACUUGUCCUGCUUUCUGGAGAAACAUUCUGCCAAAAAUCCAAAAUCUUUGAUGCCGAGAAUGAUUAUCCUAGAGAAGAAGGAAGGGGCUGACCUGAAAAUGAGAACAGACAUUGCUCUGAAGCACUUUGCCCACAUGUAUUGUAUGCUUGUUCUUGGAGAAGGAAUAAGUGAUCAGCAUCACCUUGGCUGUGGGAAUAGCAGAGCAUCAUCGACCCAGCAGGAUCGCAUAUUUUAUGAGAGUCUGUACAACUACUCAAUGAAGGUCGCUUGGGUAGUUUUCCGCCACAAGGAGCUGACUUUAAUACAGGAAGAGGUUGGCAGGCUUCUGCGUUCCAACACAUUUAAUCCUGCCCUGAGGAAGAGAGAUGCCCCUUCGGAGCCAGGCAAAAGCUUGUCUGGGGAGAAGACAUUUAGGAAGGCGGCUACAUAUGCAAAAAACAGAAGGAUUCAAGCCAAGCGGCCUGCUAUUCAUGAUAUCGUCACACAGCGUUCUCCAGCUCUCACUUCCCUCAUCCCAUCUCCCAAAGAGAAAGCUCAAUAUUUAUUCCAGCAACACCAGCUUCACCCAAAAGGCAAUGCUGAGACCAUCGACGUCACCAACUGGCUGGAAUCCUCUACCGCCAUCAGCACAACACGGAUCGGGAUACUGGGAGAACCGCUGAAAAUGUUCAACCGUCACAGCCUACUGCCUAUAGGAGCUGAGGAAGAGGAAGAGCAAGAGAUACACGAGAAGACGUCCUUCCAUUCUCACGGACAGUCUGGUCAUCACUCUCCCGUCCGCCCUGCCACUGGCCGUCAGAGCCUGGUCAUUUCUAGAGCUACCACUGAGGCCGCGUACUCUGACACUGACUAAGAACUGCUAUUGUGACCUACAUAAGCAUCAGCCAGGGACUAGUGAUUAUUACAUGGUUGAUGUU
This is a messenger RNA of Nanorana parkeri, 1120 nucleotides long. RefSeq names its product protein phosphatase 1 regulatory subunit 36 (gene PPP1R36). The record is from RefSeq and is a predicted model, not a curated record. Bases 1 to 1056 code for a protein of 351 amino acids. Gene Ontology annotation, molecular function: phosphatase binding. The transcript has 8 exons. NCBI's taxonomy places the organism in Eukaryota, Metazoa, Chordata, Amphibia, Anura, Dicroglossidae. Gene Ontology annotation, biological process: negative regulation of phosphatase activity.